Molecule: messenger RNA, 1965 nt
Organism: Thyridium curvatum
Lineage: Eukaryota; Fungi; Ascomycota; Sordariomycetes; Thyridiales; Thyridiaceae
Exons: 3
Coding region: 1-1965 (654 amino acids)
Source: RefSeq, a predicted model, not a curated record
AUGGACAUUUCUUCCUUGUCUAACUUCAUCAAGUGCUGCAAGACCUGCUGGAAAUUUCUCGAAAUUGCAAACUCCGACCCCCCUAAAUUGGGCCACCAAGUAUAUCCAGCAUUUGAUCCAGAUUGCCAAUUUUGCCAGGUGCUAUCCCCAGUUGCUGCCAUAUAUCUUCGGCCGACCCAAGACUUCACAGUCUUUGUCAUACGGGACGACUUGACCAACUUGACCAACGAGAUACGGUGCAGGAUUGAGCCAAAGAUUAGCGCAGUGAAUAGGACUGAGGGCAUAGCAGAGUACCUGCUAUAUACAGUUGAGCAAGAAUGCCGUCCUUUCUCUUGUCUAGCUGCCUAUCCAACGCGUGUUGGCCUUGAUACUGCUAUCCCUUUCAUCAAGGCGAAUUUACACGAAUGUGCCAGAGAUCACAAAUCUGCUUGCAGUCCGCAAGGUCGCCAACGCCUACCCAAGCGCCUUGUUCACAUCGGGUUAGAUGAUUCGGAUAUUGCACUCGUCGAGCCUACUGAGGACAGCCAGGACUGUUAUGCAACACUCAGCCACUGCUGGGGGACUACACGUCCAUUACAGACCACCAAGUCGAACAUUACGGACAUGUUAGCCGGCAUACCGAAGAAUAGGCUUCCCAUCGUUUUCUCUCAGGCUAUCUCUCUAGCGCGUGAUUUAGACAUACCAUACAUAUGGAUUGAUUCGUUGUGUAUCGUUCAAGAUGAUCUGACGGACUGGGAAAUCGAGUCAGCCAAAAUGCACCAAUACUACUCACAAACCUUUCUCAAUAUCUCAAUAGCGUCAUCUCCUAACCCAAGGACUCCAUUUCUGACAGAUCGAGACCCUAUAUGGAUACCCUUCUCAUUCACUGCCCAGACCGCCGUCGCGACACAGCGCUUCUAUGCGAGACGAGUACCACUUCUAUACGGAGGUAGUCGGGCAGACGAGGGCGGGGACUUAUUCACGAGAGCCUGGGCCUUCCAAGAAGCAGCUCUUGCUCCACGCUCCAUUCAUUUUGCUCGCGACGACCUGAUAUGGGAAUGCCGCAAAGACUACAAGGGACAGCAUGCUGCUCCGACCGGCCUUGCAUGCCACGGUUCCAUCAAUAACCUCACACAAUUGUCAGAUUUAUGGGUUUAUGCCGACUUUGAGGAUCUCCAAUCCUUCAUCCCUGCUGAGGCGAAGUGGCAUAGCAUAGUUCAGAGUUAUAGCAGACGAGAUCUGACAUUCGCCCAGGAUAGACUGCCAGCCAUCGGUGGCAUGGCGGCUGAGUUCGCCCUGCUCGCCAAUCCGGGCCCUUAUCUCUGUGGCCUUUGGGGUGGCGAAUCUCUGCCACAUGAUCUGGCUUGGGAGAUUGAUCCGAUCUUCGACGACAAUUAUGUGUUGCCAUACCAACCUUCGGAGUAUAUAGCACCAUCAUGGUCCUGGGCUUCAAUUUUGCAGCCGGUGACCUGGGGCACUUACGCACACUUCACGUCGAAGGCAACCAUUGUUGCGGCCACUUGCGAUAAGUCCGGGUCAAGCACCUAUGGGAGGGUCAGCGAUGGCAGGCUGACUCUUAGAACGUCCGCCGUAUGUCGGGAGCUAUCUAUUGAUGACACGGCCCAGGUCGGCCCAUACACAUAUUACCAUUUGGAUGGAUUUGAAUGGUUCAUACCCGACUGCGUGUUGGAAGGGAACGGAGAAAACGUGAACCGUGCGGCAGCCCCGGGAACCCCGUUGUACCGGCCGCCGCCAACAUUCGCUGAGACACAAGCAUACAUGGUUUGGUGCGUCCUACUUGGGGCCCUCAAGCCAGAGCGCGAGCUCGAUUCAGACCAGUCCCCCCUAGUCACACCUUCAUCAGAGCUGCGCGUCAUUGUUUUGGGCAGGACCGGUGAUGUCUACGUCCGACUUGGCUGCGCGGGCCCCCCGCUCGAGAGCUCACUUUUUGAGGAUGCAUCAACAAUGGAAUUUACUAUCGUCUAA